CCCCCUCUCCCCAUGACCAUCCAAAAGACCCUCGCAGAUCUCUCUCUCUCUCUCUCUCUCUCUCUCGAUCUCUGAGAAGAAAGAACAAAAAUAAUCUCUCUCAGUCAACCAAGAAAAGAAAUAAUGGAAAUGGAACCAAGCCCACCAAUGGUGGCGGCCAAGAAGCUAUGGAACAUAGUUCGCGUGGUGUUCUUCAUGCUGAGAAAAGGCAUAUGCAAGAGCAAAAUAAUAAGCGAUCUCCAUUUGAUGCUCAAGCGUGGCAAGCUGGCGGGAAAAGCCAUGGCCGACAACCUCACUCUCCACGACCAUUUCUCAGCCUUGAGCUGCCGUUCCGACGACGCCCUCUCCUUCAUAUCCCCACGCGAAUAUGAAUUCAGCUGCAGCAACAGCCCCGCCUAUCCUCGCCCAUUCCAUUUCAACAUGAACAAGCGCAAGCACCACCACCACUCUUUCGGCGCCAAGCGCUAUCGUUUUGACGACGUGACUACCGCUACUGCCUUUCAGAAGGUGCUCGAGAUGCUGAACAACCACGACAGUACCGCCGCGCCGGUGGAGGCCUCUCCACUGGUGACGUUACCAGGGUUCGGAAAGAGCCCGAUGGUAAGGCAGCUGAGAGUAACCGACUCGCCGUUUCCCUUGAAGGACGACGGAGAUAGCCAGGUGGACAAGGCCGCCGAGGAGUUCAUCAAGAAGUUCUACAAAGACCUCACGUUGCAGAAAAGGAAGGCUGCACUUGAAUCACCAUACCAUUAUGCCACGCGAGGACGUCGAUGAAAAUCGAUCAUGGUUAUUAUACAUAGGGUGUGCAGCUAGCAGAGCUCUGCUGGAGUAACUUCAAUCCAUGUUUUUGUACAGCAAAUGCAUAUGGGAUCAGAAAGUUGUUAAUGCAGCCAGCACCUCCAUUUGAAGUAAAACAUGAUCAAGUUUUUGUUAUGUCAAAUUAGAAUCACACAUCAUGAUUUGUUCUGAUCUACUUCUGUAUUGAUGUCCUGCAUUGAACAAUAACUCUUUUUGGGUUUGAUUUUAGUUCACAAAUUUCAUUUUAAUUAUUUAACCUUCUUCCAGUACUUGGAUCCA
Molecule: messenger RNA, 1077 nt
Organism: Juglans microcarpa x Juglans regia
Lineage: Eukaryota; Viridiplantae; Streptophyta; Magnoliopsida; Fagales; Juglandaceae
Exons: 1
Coding region: 124-774 (216 amino acids)
Source: RefSeq, a predicted model, not a curated record